AUGACUGAUCGCGCAGGUGGUGUGACAACGAAAGGUGUCCACCUCAUCGGCGACGAUGGACACCUGCUCCCAGAGGAGAGCAUCCAUGACUUCUUGCUUGCUUCACUUGGCAAGGGACAGAAGAGCGAUGUUCUGCAUCGUGUUGGUGUCAACUACCACGUCGUGGCAGUAUUUGGUGGGCAAAGCAGUGGGAAAUCGACGCUGCUGAACUGUCUCUUCCGCACGCAGUUUGAGACGCUCAACGAGACUCAGCGGCGCGGGCAGACGACAAAAGGGGCUUUCAUCGCACGCGCAGCGAUAGAAACCCUACAGGCGGAAGAUGAGCGGCCAGCAGAAGCAGCAGCAGCAGCAGUAGCAGAAGAAGCACCAGAAGCAGCAGAAAAAGAAGUAGAACCGAUGGCCGGCGCAUCGCCGCCACUCUUCGUUGUGGACUUCGAGGGCACCGACGGUAUUGAACACGGUGAGGAUCAGAGCUUUGAGCGAAAACUGUCUCUCUUUGCCCUCAGCGUUGCUGACACGCUCAUCAUUAAUAUGUGGUCCGUAGAUGUGGGCCGCUUCAACGCCGCUAAUAUGAGCCUCCUGCGCACCAUCUUUGAGGUGAACCUGCAGCUGUUCUCGCACGACAGCUACGUGAAGGAGGAGAAGCCAACACUGCUCGUGGUGCUGCGUGACUUCACUGAGGACGACACAACACACUACUUUGAAACUGUAAGAAAGUCGUUCGACAAAAUCUGGAGCAGUAUUGUCAAACCGGAGGCUUUCAAAGAGAGCAGCAUCGAUGCACUCUUUGAGCUGCGCUACCACGUGCUCCCGCACUACAAGCUGCAGCGGGCUGCGUUCGACAAGGCGGCUACGGCCUUUCGCGAUUGGUUUGUCGCGCCGAAGUGUGAUAACUUCUUGUUCCGUCACAUGGGCAUGUUCCGUGGCGUCCCCCUCGACGGUGUGCCAAAGUAUAUGUCGAGCUGCUGGGAGGUUAUCAGUAAGAGCAAGGACCUUGAUAUCCCGACACAGCGUGAGAUGCUGGCGCGACACCGCUGUAUUGACGCAAGAAAAGCAGCAGAAGAUGCUUUUAUGGAGACCUGCAGAGAGUACGGGGAGCGGCUGCAGCAGGGUGAGCUUGUGCCGCAACUCUCGGCGGUGCUGGAACGUGCAAUGGACGACCGGCUGCGUGACUUUCACUCACAAACAAGGUUGUACACUGUCAGUGUCGUUCAAGAGACAUCGGUACAAUUGGAGGAGGAGCUCCUCGCUGCGGAGCUGAAGCUGCUUUGGCAGUACGCACGGACGAUAGCAACUUCAGUGCUUGAAGAGAUGGACACGACGAUUGCCGGUGCCGUUGAUGGGACAGUGCGAUGGCUGCUGCAGGAGGCACAAUCACUGCCGCUUGUUAGUGCGCAAAAAGGAUGUGGAGGUAAGGAUGAGUUUGGCGACAGUAGCAAAGGUAGUUCUGAGACGAGGCGCAAUAACGCUGUGCUUGCUGACAAUGAAAAAUGUAAUGCGCUUGUGCAGCGCUUCUGGGCGAGGCUCUGCCACACACUGCAGACCAAUACAGAGGUUCUCUAUCAACACCACCAUCAGCAGCAAAGUCAACAGCCACCCACAAGGCUUUACGCCCGCUUCGCCGCUUUUGUUGCGAAUGAUGUGGCUAUGAAGGAGGCUGUAGCGCACGCUGUGAUGGACGCAGUUCAGCAGAAGGUAUGCCACCGUUUUUCAUCGAUGGCAGAGAAUGCGUCGGAGACUAUUCAUCAGGCAUUUGAGCAGAGCCUCACUCGUAGACCCGAUGGAACAGUGCGAUUCUUCAACACCACAAAGGGACUGCAGGGAGCUGAACCACAGUCACGUCAAGCUGGCCUUGUCCUGCUUGGUUGUUUGCUGUAUUACCGCCUGAAACUCGUGAUAGGUGAGGAAAAGGGAAAUGAGACGAUCAGUAGCGAUGACUCCGGACGCGCAACCGCAAAACUGCUUUGCGAGCGCCGCAGGUUGCAUGUCCGCGACAAUAGUGCCGAGCAGAAGUUUUUCCUUUUUUAUUCAAGAAUUUCCGAUCCUCCACUCUAUCCUACGGGAGUGCCGGUGGUGACGGCCGAUUCUGGGGUAGUGUCGGACGGCGUUGCGGAUGGGUCGUGUGUGCUGCUCAGUCAGCAGGCGGUGCAGCGCGCAUUUGACCUGUACACGCAGAAGUGUGAGUUUACGAUGCAGCUGCAGCUCCGCACCAUUGAGAGCGGGAAACAAAGACUACCGGCGUGGGUGUUGCCGGUGAUGUUGCUGCUGGGGUGGAACGAGUUGUACUAUGUCCUCACAUCUCCGCUGCUGCUGAUGAUCCUCAUUGCUGUGGUGAUGGUGUUCUUCAGGCAUGUCAUCCUCUCGCAGUGGGAGGUGUUUGAAGAGACAGGUCCGGCUUGGCUCGUGGUGGCUGUUCGCACUGUCGUUCAGCAGCUGCGGGGUGCGUACGAGACGAUGAUGCCGCCAGAGCUGAACAAUCGAGACGGUGCCUCUGUGCGACACCGUGACCCGACCGACAUGAACGAUGUCACUCCUACUAUGACUACCUCCGCUGAUUCUGCUCCUGAAAUGCCACAUUCUUCUCUCACGCGACGCGUGAAUAAGGAGCAGACGAGUGGGGGAUAUUGA
This is a messenger RNA of Trypanosoma grayi, 2628 nucleotides long. Its product is annotated as Protein SEY1. Bases 1 to 2628 code for a protein of 875 amino acids. Gene Ontology annotation, cellular component: endoplasmic reticulum. Gene Ontology annotation, molecular function: GTPase activity; GTP binding. Gene Ontology annotation, biological process: endoplasmic reticulum membrane fusion. The record is from RefSeq and is a predicted model, not a curated record. Lineage: Eukaryota; Euglenozoa; Kinetoplastea; Trypanosomatida; Trypanosomatidae. The transcript has a single exon.